Hirundo rustica (Barn swallow) is the source of this 3978-nucleotide messenger RNA. RefSeq names its product ADAM metallopeptidase domain 11 (gene ADAM11). NCBI's taxonomy places the organism in Eukaryota, Metazoa, Chordata, Aves, Passeriformes, Hirundinidae. The record is from RefSeq and is a predicted model, not a curated record. Gene Ontology annotation, molecular function: metalloendopeptidase activity. The coding region runs from base 161 to 2179 and encodes 672 amino acids. Gene Ontology annotation, biological process: proteolysis. The transcript has 26 exons.
GCGGGUGGUCUCCCAAAUCACCCACCCCAGCAGGCUGGUGGGGCAGAGCUCGGGAGGAGAAGUCCCAAAGCAUCAGCUGGACACCAGGGUCAGGCAUGAGCCCGGAGGAGGAGGAGGAGGAGGCGGAGGACCCGGGCUGCACCUGGCACAGGUGAGCUUCAUGGUGCGUGCCUUCGGCUCAGCCUUCACCCUCGAUCUCCGGCUGAACCACCACCUCCUCGCCUCCCACUACGUGGAGCGGCACGUCGGCGCGGGCAGCAACGGCAGCCACAGCACGGGUGCGGGGGAGCACUGCUACUACCAGGGCCGGAUCCGGGGGCAGCCCCGCUCCUUCGCCGCUCUCUCCAGCUGCCAGGGCCUGCGCGGAGUCUUCUCGGACGGCCGAGCCACGUACCUGAUCGAGCCCCAGGCGGGCGCCGAGCACGGGCAGGGCCUUCGACCGCACAUCGUCCAGCGCGUCCCCAGCUGCCCCCGACUGGGCUGCCUCUUCCCCGCGCUGAGCCAGCGCGUCCCGGGUGGGACACCAAAGCUGCGGCGGCGGCGGCAGGUCCGCCGAGCCCAGCACACGGUGCACAGCGAGACCAAGUACAUCGAGCUGGCCGUGGUGAACGACCAUCAGCUGUUCCUGCAGCUUCGCAAGUCCGUAGUUCUCACCAGCAACUUCGCCAAGUCCGUGGUCAACCUGGCUGACAUGAUCUACAAGGAGCAGCUCAACACCCGCAUCGUGCUGGUGGCCAUGGAGACGUGGGCGGCCGAGGACCGGAUCCGAAUGGGGCAAGAUUCCCUGGAGAUCCUGAACGAGUUUGUGAAGUACCGGCGCGAGGGGCUGGCAGAGCACAGCGACACCGUCCACCUCUUCUCGGGUCGGACGUUUCAGAGCAGCCGCAGCGGCACCGCCUUCGUCGGGGGCAUCUGCUCCCCGGGCCGCGCCGGCGGCGUCAACGAGUACGGCAACGUGGCGUCCAUGGCGGUGACGCUGGCACAGACGCUGGGGCAGAACGUGGGCAUGAUGUGGAACAAGCACCGCACGGCCGCAGGGGAUUGCCGCUGUCCCGACUCCUGGCUGGGCUGUAUCAUGGAGGACACAGGGUACUACCUCCCACGGAAGUUCUCCCGCUGCAGCAUCGAUGAGUACAACCAGUUCCUGCAGGACGGCGGCGGCAGCUGCCUCUUCAACAAACCCCUGAAGCUCCUGGAUCCUCCGGAGUGCGGCAACGGCUUCGUGGAGGCAGGCGAGGAGUGCGACUGCGGCUCGCUGGCGGAGUGUGCGAGGAGCGGCGGGAACUGCUGCAAGAAAUGCACCCUGACCCACGACGCCAUGUGCAGCGACGGGCUCUGCUGCAAGGGCUGCAAGUACGAGCCACGUGGCGUGUCCUGCCGGGAGGCUGUGAACGAGUGCGACAUCCCCGAGACCUGCACCGGGGACUCCAGCCAGUGUCCCCCCAACCUCCACAAGCUGGAUGGGUACUUCUGUGAGAACGAGCAGGGACGAUGUUACGGCGGGCGCUGCAAAACCCGGGACCGUCAGUGCAACGCGCUGUGGGGCCGCAGCUCGGCCGAGCGCUUCUGCUACGAGAAGCUGAACGUGGAGGGGACGGAGCGGGGGAACUGCGGACGCGAGGGCCUGGGCUGGCUGCAGUGCAACAAGCAGGACGUCCUCUGCGGCUUCCUCCUCUGCGCCAACAUCUCGGGGUCGCCGCGGCUGGGGGAGCUCAGCGGGGAGAUCGCCACCACCACCUUCUACCACCAGAACCGCUACGUGGACUGCAGGGGCGGCCACGUGCAGCUGGUGGACGGCUCGGACCUGAGCUACGUGGAGGACGGGACGCCCUGCGGGCCCGGAAUGCUCUGUCUCGACCGCAAAUGCCUUCCAGCCAGCGCCUUUAACUUCAGCUCCUGCCCCGGCAGCUGGGACGGGAAGAUCUGCUUCGACCACGGGGUUUGCAGCAACGAGGGGAAGUGCAUCUGCCGGGCGGAGUGGACGGGGAAGGACUGCAGCGUCUACGACCCCAUCCCUGAGCCGAAGCCGACGGGGGAGACGGAGCGGUACAAGGGUCCCAGUGGCACCAAUAUCAUUAUCGGCUCCAUCGCGGGGGCCGUGCUGGUGGCUGCCAUCGUCCUAGGGGGGACAGGCUGGGGAUUUAAGAACAUCCGCCGAGGAAGGUCCGGGGGGGCCUGAGCGGGGCCGCUCUGCCCCGCCCCCCCAGCGCCUCAUUAACAGCAAUUAAAUGGGGCGGCGCUGCCGAGGGUCCGGCCGAGGAGGAGAGCGGGGGGGGGGACACCCGGGACCGCCCCCCGGCCCCCCCCGCACCGCCACGAAUGUACGGGGACCCCCGGCCCCCGCCGGGCUGGCGGCACUCGGCACUGGAUGAAUGAAUGAGUGAAUGAAUGAGUGAAUGAAUGAAUGAAUGAACCCGCGGGGCCAGCGGGGAGCCCCGGCCCCACAGCCCCCCUGCCCCCCAGCAGCAUCUUCCACCCGGGGGUCCGGGACCCCUAAAAACAGGCCCUGUACCCCAGGACAAGGCCAGUGUCCCCAGGACGAGGCCAGUGCAGCCCAGGACCAGGCCAGUACACCCAGUACUGGGCCAGCGCCCUUUCCCAGUUCAGGGCCUGGGGUCGUGUCCCCCCAGCCCCGGUGCCUGGGCUGGCUCCCAGGGGGGCCAAGUCCCGCACCCCCAGUUGUGCCUCCCUGCCCCAAAGCAGCUCAGCAGCCCCCGUGUGGGCUUGGUCCCCUCAAAUCCUCCCCCGAUCCCCCAUGUCCCAAGCCGUGGGACCCCAAAGUCCUCAGGGGUGGGACAGGCACCCACGGGUGACAGCUCUCCCUCAAGGCUUCCCUCGCUGCCCCAGCUCAGGCAGGUGAACCCCAAACUGGCGACACUGGGGCUGGGGGGGACAGAAGGGCCCCCCCGGGGGACCAGGGUACAGGGGGAGCCCUGGGCUGGGGACACGCAGGGCUGCUUGCUGGGUGACACUUGUCACCCAGGGCAGGCCUGUGGCACCCAGACUGGGUGUCACCCACUGCCAUGGCAGGCUGGGGAGAGGCACCACCCUCUCCCUGUGGCACGUGGCACAUGUCACCCUGCAUGGGGUGGCUCUAGAGAGCCACCCAAACCACAGCACCACGGCCCACUGGGGCCGCACCGGUCCCUUAAGCACCGGUGACACUCAGCAUGGAGGGGGGACAUCCCUGGUGACACAACCCGGAGUGUGUGGCUGUGUGGGGACACUCCUGGGGACAAUGGGGGACAAUACCCACUGUCCACGGCAGUGUGGGGGUGUCCCCUCUGUGUCCCCUCCUUGCCCAGUGUCCCUGCCCACCACCGGGCCCCUUUGCCGUGGAGACAGAGAGUGACCAAAGGUGUCCCCAGGCCCAGCCAUGGCCACAGCGUGUGGUGGCACCCGGCCUGGUGUGACAGCCCCACCGGGCACCCACGGGUGCCCUGGCUGUGGUGGCACCCCAGGUGACAGCAGGUGACAGCAGGAGGAGGGUGGCCGGACAUCCCCUGGCUGGGCUCGGUGGUGGCUUCUUGUGUGACGUGUCAGCACUGGUUGGGACACGUGGGGACCUGGGACACGAGGGGACCUGGGACCUCCGUGGGCACCAGGGCUUUGGGAUCCCCCCCAUCUCUAUCACCGUCACCACAGUGUCCCCACAGCUGCCACAGCCAAAGUGCCGGGGUGCUCCCCGCGGCGAGGGGACACCCCCGGUUCAGAGCAAGAAGCCACCGUUGUCACUGGGUUUGGGGACAUUAAGAUAUAUAUAUAUAUACAUAUAUAUAUAUAAAUACUGGGAUUUUUCUUAAUGAUUUUAACGCUGUCAGGGCGGGCCGGGGGGGUGUUGGGGGGGGCACCCGGUGCUUCCAGAGCCAAGAGAGCAAAGCCCCCCCAGCCCCCGCUGCUCCCACGGGCCCCGUCCCGUCCCGGGGUGGAGCAGAGUGGGGCGGGGUCCCCGUCCCCGUCCCCCGCCCCCCGCACCGC